Messenger RNA from Talaromyces atroroseus, 2667 nucleotides. RefSeq lists its product as hypothetical. Gene Ontology annotation, cellular component: nucleus. Gene Ontology annotation, biological process: regulation of DNA-templated transcription. The record is from RefSeq and is a predicted model, not a curated record. The coding region runs from base 1 to 2667 and encodes 888 amino acids. NCBI's taxonomy places the organism in Eukaryota, Fungi, Ascomycota, Eurotiomycetes, Eurotiales, Trichocomaceae. Gene Ontology annotation, molecular function: sequence-specific DNA binding; protein binding; zinc ion binding. The transcript has 6 exons.
AUGCCGCUGAACCCGUCAGCCAUCCCGCCUCAGUCAGGCGAAGUUAACUCUUUGUUAGACCCGAAUCUCCGCGGGCAGCCAACAUCCAUGGGAUACGUUGGGAAUACCAUGGGAACGUACCAAUUCAAUGCGUCGCCUCCCUAUGGCAGCAAUCCCGCAUCGUCAAAUGUCGUUUAUACGACAAAUGACACAGUGUCAAUGCAGCAAUUUCCGCACAACCGAUCCUUGUAUCACAGUGCGGAUCGCUUCAACUUGGACCCUAACUAUGAUCCGGCCUCUUUUGCUCCCUCAGAGAACCCCAUGGCCGCCUUCCAACAUCAUUAUCCUGGUGCGGUCAAUUUUCAGGAGUCUGAUAUGGCUUUCGCUUUAGCAUACGAAGACCCGGCGACUGCGCAGUCGCAAUCCCUGGAUAUGUUAUUCUCCAAUUCCACAUAUGCUCCCCUUCCGCAGUCGUCAAUGCAGCCCACCUCUGCAGCUGGGCAGCUACGAUCAUCAUCACUAGGUGGUCCGCAACAGGACUGGGCGGACAUGUCAAAUUUCAAUAUAUCACUAUCUGGACCAAAUCCACAUGGCGUAUCUCCAGCUGGAGUUCAUCCGACAGAGGAUUCACUAGUCGCUUUACCACAGAGCACGGGUAGCGCUAGAUCUCAGUCCAUCUCAUCCUACCUACCACCACAUACUUCUCCGAUGACAUCCACUCCACCCACUUCCCGUAAUCCGUUUAUUCCGCGUGAGAUUGCGGCGUCAACUAUACCCAGACCUGGGGCAGGCAAAGUCGCAUCUCAGUAUCUGAAUGCCUACUCAAGCAGUGGAUUUGAUAUGUUCGGAAUUCUGGCAAAAAUUGCAAAUCGACCAAAUCCAGAAAUAGAUAUCGGUGCUGUCGACAUGUCGUGUGCAUUUAUACUUUGUGACGUUACUUCUCAUGACGACCCUAUCGUCUAUGUUUCUGAUGCCUUCGAGCGGUUGACCGGCUACACAAAGCAUGAGAUUCUUGGGAGGAAUUGUCGUUUCUUACAAUCUCCUGACGGCAAAGUUGACCCAGGAACGAAAAGGAAAUAUGUAGACGACCAGACAGUUUAUCGACUAAAAGAAAAGAUUCAAUGCCGAACAGAGGUUCAAGUCAGCAUGCUCAACUAUAGAAAAGGUGGCCAGUCAUUUGUGAACCUUUUGACCAUGAUACCAAUACAGUGGGAUACGAGCGAUUACAAGUUUUAUGUUGGCUUUCAAGUUGAUCUGGUCGAACGGCCCAACGCGGUUACUAAGCGAAAUACUGAUGGCUCCUAUACGAUUAACUACCAACGAGAUCAGCUUUCUCGGUACGUCUUACAUGCGCCUGAAACACGUAAGGCCCAGCCUAGGUUGUCAAACAAUAUCAGUCAUGACGAAGCUACUUCCGCCCUGAGAACAAUUGGCGCGGGAGCCAGGAAUAACCGAUUUUUAGAUCGCGUUUUACUCGAAAAUGCCGACGAUUCUAGCUCUAGGCUUCUUGAAUAUGAUCCAAGCGAGCUUGUGGGAAGAUCAAUAUCAUCUGUCUGCCAUCCCAGUGACAUUGCACCGGUCACCCGUGAACUGAAGCAGAGCACAGCUGGAUCACCUGUCAGCGUGGUAUACCGGUUCCGGCGUAAGAACAGCGGCUAUAUCUGGAUUGAAAGCUAUGGGUCACUACACAUCGAACCCGGGAAAGGACGCAAGUGUUUGAUACUCGUCGGUCGUCAGCGCCCUGUAUAUGCUUUAGAUCGAUCUGGUAUCGUUGAAUCGGGAGGGAUAGGAGAGAAUGAUCUGUGGACGAAAAUGUCUUUGUCGGGAAUGUUUCUAUUUGUGUCUUCUAAUGCGCGUGCCCUCCUCGAUAGGACGCCAGCUGAAAUGGUAGGAAAAGGCAUACAAGACUUCAUGCGAACUGACUCACGCGGUGAGUUGGGUAAAGCCUUGGAACUCGCCCGUACUGGACGUCAAGCCACAUUCAAGCAUGAAGUCAGACACAAGCGUGGCCAUGUUUUACAGGCACAGACAACAUUGUUUCCAGGAGACGCAAACCCUGGAAGUAAACCUUCCUUUCUCAUUGCUCGGAUUUAUCUUCUGAAAAACUCGCGCUCAACUUACAUCCAAAAACGUAAUAGCCCGGCUGUCGUGUCAUCCUCUGCCUCUACGACCGACAUACCUAGCUCUGUGGCCGUCGCAUCGACAGCUUCACUUAUUUCCCUACCCGAGCAAAACCAAAUAACCGCACCAACGGAGGCGGGCUCGCACGGGCUGCCUUUGGGCACUCAAGACGAAGCCCUUCUGUCAGUCAACAACAUAUUUGAGGAACUGAAGACAGUUCGAAGCUCUAGCUGGCAAUUUGAACUGAGACAACUCGAGAGAAAUAACCGCUUACUCGCCGAGGAGCUACAGAGUCUACUGAGCCGUCGCAAGAAGCGUAAGAGGAAGAAAGGGACGGGCCCAUUAGAGAAAUCGUGUGCAACCUGCGGGACGCGAAAUACACCUGAAUGGAGGCGUGGACCAAGCGGGCAUCGUGAUCUAUGCAACAGUUGCGGAUUACGAUGGGCUAAGCAAAACGGCCGCAUAUCACCCAAAAAACUGACCGAUCAAAACGAUAAGAAUUCAAGUUCUGGAUCGGCGAAAGCCUCGCCGGGAAGUGCGACUGACGAGAGACCACAGGAUAAAUAA